AUGGCCCCGCGACACAGCGUGACUACAGAAUGCCAGAGGUCACCGCCAAAGAGCGAGUUGCCUGUCUGGGAUGCGGUGGCCGUCUACGUCCAGGAGCAGCUCCUGCUACGCAAGGGGGUCCGAAUUCCCACCUUCGGUUCCUUCAGCAUCGUCUCCGAACGGAUUGAGGCUGAGGAUGGAGCCAUGACUCUGCAGUGGCCUGCGUUUUGCCUGGCCAGGAACCUUGCGGGCAUCCACAACCUGAUGGAGAGCUACCCACCAGGCCAUAAGGAGGUGCAGCCCCUCAAGUACACUGAGGUGGCCGCGGCCGCAUCUGUGACCUGGCAGACUGGGAAGGCCUGCAUAUUUGGCACCACGUCCCUCGUUUCCCACUGCCUGAGGAAGGGGGAGAACAUUGCCUUUGUCCUGAAGGACAUAGGAGUGCUCCUCAUCGAGGGAACGAGAGUUCAGAUGAAGUUCUACUACGACUUCCUCGAGAGGAUCAGCGGGAAAGAGAACCUAGAGAAAGUUGUUUUCAAGGUGCCCCGGCUGCGGGACAUGGUGGUGUCCCGGGUGGCAGCUGUAGCCUCCCUGACGUCCUGUGGCCGAGUCAUCGUCUUUCCCAGGUUUCGACGGGAGUUUGUACCCAAACCACCACCCAGGACAGCCCGCAAGGCCUGCCAUGUCCCAUUGCCACCUCUUGACCAGGGCAAGAAAGAGGAACUUCCUGAAUUGCCACCCCUCCCCAGCUGGAUCCGCGUUACCUUUGUAGUGAAAAAACAGCCUGAGAAGGAAACAAGCGAUGUCAAGAAGGCGGCCAGUCAGCUGCCAGCGGUCCCGGGGGCGUCUUCUGCCAAAAAGCAGCCUCAGAAAAAAAAGAAGGGAAAAUGCUCUACCAAAAGCAAGGCGGCAGAGAUGGCUCCAGCAGAGGCAGCGCAACCUCCAAGUGGCAAAGAAGAAGAACACGGCGCGGUGAAAGCCCCCGCUGGAGGAGGAGUGCCGCAAAAGGCACAGGCCAAGCUCAGAAAGCACCGUGGAGCCCCAGCCCUGCAACAAACACCACUGGCAGCCCUAUGGUCCUCGAGCUCUGAGACCAGCCUGCCCGAGGAGCGCACCUACAGCGCCUCUGCUGCGGUGCCACUGAUGCACAGGAGGACCAGAUCUCUGCAGAGUCAGCCACCAAAGACCAAAGCGGGGCUCCCCAGGCGGGGGAUGUCCUGUCCACGCUGACCAGGGCAUGGGGUGCCCAGGAGAAGCAGAGCUCCACCUGAGGCUGCCAAACAGGUGUGCGAUUCCUCUCUGUGCCAUUCCUGGGGGCCUGUCUGCACCCUUCUUUGGUUUUGGCUCCAAGUUUGCUUUCGGAGGCACUUCUUGCCAUAAGACUCUGACUUGGCUAGGAGAUGACAGGUGGGUGUGGCAAUCAGCAUCACUUGGUGGACAAUUUUACAUUUGAAAGCAUUUCUUUGCAGCUCUUUGCCUUUGGAAAAGAGUGCUGAGGAGUGUUUACUUGAGGAAGGUGUGGGCUGUGACCAAAAACUCCAGCUUGGUAUAGGAGAACUGAGGGAACAACGCCAUCGUAUCCUGCGAAAAACAGGAUGCAGGUGGGCACCUCCCUGCUCCCUCCUAUCUGCUGGCAAGGCGCGGGAGAUGGGGACAAAGGAGUUUCUGCUGAGAUCCCAAAGCCACAAGCCGCCACUCCAAAGAGAGCUGACCGUUGUCGUCAACUGAACAACGACCCCUGAUGACCCAUCACUACUGUAGAUCGACGUCUGAGCUACGAACCACGCUGGACCUGUGGUGGUGACUGUCUCUCUCUUGCUUCCUACAAAGACGGCUUGCUUUUAUUUGCUAUAUUUUCUAUCGCCCGUCUUCCCUUCCCCAUCUCCCUAAACAACUUGGGUUUGUAAUAAAGCGGACGGGCUAACAUUUAACCCGUGGUGUCUUAAGCUCUCUGUCAGGUGUACAUAGAAUAAAAGAACCUCCUCUCGCUCUGAUAAUGGGAGCGAGACAGUGCCGUCUCUUUGAAGAAAAGCAGAGGUAGAGGGACAAUGGAGACUCUUCCUUCCAAGACCCCUUGGCUCUGACAGACAAGGUGGCUACACUCCUUGGAGCCUUGGGAUCUCGAGCUCCUCAUUUUCCAGUGUCACGCUCUCUUCUGGUGGCACGCAGAGCACACCAAAGCCCACGAAUAGGCAGCGUUUGAAAGGCAUAGCUAUGCGUGAGGCCCAAGAGUUUCCUUCCAACUCGCUGCUCCUUUAGAUCCCUGGUGGGAAGAGAAGGGCUUUCUGGGAGGCGCUGGCAUAGCUUAGGAGCAAAACACUGCAGCUGGGCAACUAGUAGGGAAGGGAGAAAGAGAGGCAGAGAGAUGGCUGCCCCCCCUUGGCCGGAGAGCCGUGUGUGGGAAAGGCUGUGUCACAGCCACGGAUCCUGGCUCAGGGCUGCAACACGUGCCUCUUCUGAGCACUGCUGUCGUGAGCAUUGUUCCAAGAACAACGUGGGGUUACCAGGAACAUUUCAGAAGCAAGGAGGAGAAGGCCAGAGGCCUGGAAACACGACCUGUGGAGGAGCUGCCCUGAGCAACCGAGCGCUGAACAUCUAGCACUGAACACUCACUCGUCAAGAGCAGCUGCUUCGGACCGGCCUGGCCAGAACCGCAGCAAGCGAUCUCAAGGCACGAGAGAAAAGACCUCCAAGAUCAUCCAGCCCAACCAUCCACCUACCACCACUAUUUCCCACUGCACCAUGUCCCUCAGUAGCACAUCUAAACAUUUCCUGAACAUGUCCAGGAACUGCUGACUGCGGUCUCUCCCUGGGCAGCCCAUCGCAGUGAGAAGAAAUUUUUCCUAACGUCCAGCCUGAAACACCUCUUGUUGCUUUCAAGGUUCUUUCAUUUCUUCACAAAGUUGGUGACAAUCAUCGUCUGGGAGGAUGUGAACCUAAGGAGGUCCAAUAAGGUCAAGUGCAGCGUGUUGCGCCUGGGUUGGGGCAAUCCCAGAUACACGUAUAGACUGGGAGAAGAACUCCUUGCGAGCAGCCCUGCUGAGAAGGACUUGGGAGUCCUGGUGGACCAAAAACUUUGCCUGAGCCAGCAGUGAGCACCUGCAGCCCGUUCUGGGUUGCAUGAAAUGAGGGGUGUCCAGCAGGGCGAGGGAAAUAACUGUCCCUCUCUACUCUGCCCUUGCAAGGCCCCAUUCAGUCUGGAGAAGAGAAGGUUCUGGGGACACCUGAUAGUGGCCUCCCAGUAAUUAAAGGCCGCUGACAAUUAAGUAAUUGUAAUUAACUUACAAGCAGGAGGGAAAUCAGCUAUUUCCAUGGGUAGAUCACAACAGAACAAAGGGGAAGAGUUUUGAGCAAUGGGAGUGGAGAUUUAGCUUAGCUAUCAGAGAGAAAGUUUCCACUGAGAGGGUGUUGAGGUGCUGCAACAGGCUGCCCAGAGAGGCUGUGGAUGCCCCAUCCCUGGAGGUGUUGAAGGCCAGGUUGGAUGGGGCCCUGGGCAGCCUGGUCUAGCUCCUUGAUCUGAGCGGUUGGCAACCCUCUCCACAGGCAGGGGAAACUGGAACUCGAUGAUCUUUGAGGUCCCUUCCAACCCAGGCCAGUCCUAUGAUCACACGAUUCUGAUUCUAAGGUUGUGUGUCUCCUGCUGUUGGGAUGCUAACAAACAGAACUGAUAGGUCCAGUGUACAAACUGGAAAGUUUUCCAGAGCAUGCAGCACAGCAGGCGCCAAGUAAGAAGCAUGGCCGUAUCCUGUCUUUCCUGCUGGUACAGGUCAUGGUCUUCAGGAUGUCAACUGGCAGGAAGCUGUUCUAGGACAGCAAUCAUAGGAAAAAACAGGUUGGAAAAGGAAGUGAUGAAGAGAAUGUUCACAGAUGUUCAGAGGAUUUUUGCUGUAUACAAAGGCUCCUCCAAAAGCAAGGCCUCCUACUUAUUCCCAGGGAAACUACAACAAAGAGCAAAACAACAACACUAUUUGAUAGAGCAAAUUCUCAGCUACCAAACGCUGUUUCUCAGCACGGUCACCGCCUCUAGCUUUGCAUUUUCACCCGCUCGUAAAAAUCUGCACCAGCGGGGGUGACCCACUGUCACUGUCACUACUGAUGGAACGCACCACUCACUGCCUCCCUGUGCUCACAUCCGCUGUUUGAUCUCCACCAAUGUUCAGCAAGGGUCGGUGAAUGUCACCGGGUGCCCUGUAUUCCUUUGACUUCUGCGGUGUGCAGGUUUGAUUGGGCAGGACCAGCUCGAUCGGCAGAUCCCCGAGCAUUGACUGGCCAUGGUGGCUUUUGCUACGUGUGCAUCCCAACGCCUGAAUGUCUCAGCACCCAUUGCUCUCGGUGCAGUUGUUAGCAGGCCAUUGUAUUGCUAGAUUUUCACAGAGGCUGUGCAUGAGAGGCGAUGUGAUAUACCCACUUCGAUGCCGCUGCUCUUUGACCCAGGUGGUGAGGAGAUUGUUUUGGAAAUGAGUCCCGUUGUCUGACUCAGUUCUUUCUGGGGUGCCGUGUUGCCACAGGACUUGCUUUGCAAGGUCCAAGAUAGUAUUUCAAGCAGUGACAUUGGGCAGGGAUAUGUUUCCAGCCAAGCAGUGGUUGUUUCCAUCACUGGAGUUUGUGGGAGUUGGUGGGAGCUGGUAGGAGUUGGUGGGAGUGUGAUACAGUCCACCUGCCAGGCCUCCCUAUACUUACAGUCCAACCAGAAAGGUCAGCACCGGCCCCAGGACCCAAAAAUACAGGCAUAGCCUGAGAGGCCAACACCAGCCAAGGGGCCUAAAGCCACAAGAAGAGAGGUCAGCACCGACCCCAGGGCCUAAAGCCACAGGCCGAGGUGCCUAAACCAACCCUUGGGCCUGAAGCCACAAGAAGAGAGGUCAGCACCGACCCCAGGGCCUAAAGCCACAGGCCGAGGUGCCUAAACCAACCCUUGGGCCUGAAGCCACAGGCAGGCGGGCCUGCCCUGGCACCACGGCCUAAAGGCUCAUCCCCAGCCGGAGAGGCCGGCACCAGCUCUGGGCCUAAGGCCACAGCCAGAGCCAGACAGGCCGGCGCUACCCUACGGGCUUAAAGGCAGAGUCACGGCCCGAGAGGCCGGCACCAGCUCCAGGGACGAAAGCCACAGACACAUCCAGUGAGUCCAGCACCAGCCCUGGGGCCUAAAGCCUAUGCCACAUAGGGCGGCUCCGGCUCCGGGGCCUUAAGGCACAGCUCGACAUACUGGCACUGGCCAUGGGGGCUACAGGACAGCCCAAAGGGCCAGCACCUGCCCUGGGGCCUGAAGCCACUGCCAGAGAGGCCAGCACCAGCCCCAUGGCAUGAAGCCCCUCUCAUCAAGGCCAACAUUGGCCCUGGGGCCUGAAGUCACAGCCCAAAAGGCUGAAAGCAGUCCUAGAAUCAUAUCGAAGGAUCAUAGGAUGGCCUGGGUUGAAAAGGACCACAAUGAUCAUCCAGUUUCAACCCCCUGCUGUGGGCAGGGUUGCCAACCGCAAGACCAGCUGCCCAGAGCCACAUCCAGCCUUGUGGAGAGCCUGUACACAGAGUGGCUACGUGACAAGGGCCACAAUGGAAUGCCACUCGUGAAACAAUAAAAGAAAGUAUGUAACUAGAGGCAAGGACGGCUACUCGGGUAGAUGGAAAACAGGAUGCAUAUCUACAGCAAUGAAGAAACAGUAACCGCAAGGCUAACCACAAAGGUCAAGAUGAAGUAAUGCAUAAUCCGCCAAUCCUGAGCUAUGCUUUUGCAAUAUGUAUAAGCUCAUUACCUACUGUAUAAAUACAAUACCAAUGUGCCUAAUAAAUGAGACCUGUUGAUCAUGA
Gallus gallus (chicken) is the source of this 5784-nucleotide messenger RNA. Its product is annotated as coiled-coil domain-containing protein 81-like. The record is from RefSeq and is a predicted model, not a curated record. The transcript is spliced from 8 exons. NCBI's taxonomy places the organism in Eukaryota, Metazoa, Chordata, Aves, Galliformes, Phasianidae. The coding region runs from base 1 to 1209 and encodes 402 amino acids. Gene Ontology annotation, cellular component: centrosome.